AUGAAGCUGGUGCGCCUGCUCUGCCGCCACAAGACCCUGCUGGGGGGGCUCACCCUCUUCGCGGUGGUGCUGCUCUACCUGGCCAAGUGCACCUCGGAGGGCCUCAAGUCCUCCCCGGGCUGGGGGCUGCCCCACCAGCAGCAGCCCCCUGCCCGCCCAGGGGCCCUCGGGGGUCCUCACCCGCCUGCGGCCGCCCCUCCACCCCCUCCAGAGGAGGCCACCUUCCUGGCGGUGCUGGUGGUCAGUGGCCCCAAGUACACGGAGCGGCGGAGCAUCAUCCGGAGCACCUGGCUCUCGGUGGCCGGCCGGGUGCCCCGCAGCGACCUGUGGUGCCGCUUCGUGGUGGGCACCGGCGGGCUGACUGGAGAGGAGCUGCACAGCCUGGAGCUGGAGCAGAGCCGCCACCACGACCUCCUCCUCUUGCCCGACCUGCGGGACUCCUACGAGAACCUGACCGCCAAGGUCUUGGCCAUGUACGUCUGGCUGGACCAGCACCUGGACUUCCGCUUUGUCCUGAAGGCCGACGACGACACCUUUGUCCGCCUGGACGUCCUGGCCGAAGAGCUGCGGUCCAAGGAGCCGCGCCGCCUCUACUGGGGCUUCUUCUCGGGCCGCGGGCGGGUGAAGUCGGGGGGCAAGUGGAAGGAAAACGCCUGGCUCCUGUGUGACUUCUACCUGCCUUACGCCCUGGGCGGCGGGUACGUGAUCUCGGCCGACCUGGUGCACUACCUUCGCUUGAGCCAGGACUACCUCAACCUCUGGCAGAGCGAGGAUGUCUCCUUGGGUGCCUGGCUGGCUCCGGUGGACGUCAAGAGGAUUCACGACCCCCGCUUUGACACCGAGUACAAGUCGCGGGGUUGCAACAAUAAGUACAUUGUGACUCACAAGCAGAGCCUGGAGGACAUGCUGGAAAAACACCAGACUCUGGCCAAAGAGGGGAAGCUUUGUAAGGAGGAGGCGAAACUGAGACUCUCUUACGUGUACGACUGGAGCGUGCCUCCUUCCCAGUGCUGCCAGAGAAAAGACGGCAUACCCUGAACCCCAAGGCUGUGGAUGCAUUAAAAGUGUCCCGUUUUCAGAAGAGCAAUUCGGACACGAACCCCAAUGGAAUUAAAAAUUAAGGUGCUGCAAUCACGUCGUUCUCUGAACUGAAAUAGCAGCUUCUGUCGGUACCUUUUUUUAAAAAAUGGAACAUCCUUGGCUUGACGCCUCUGUUUCACUUGGAUAAUUUCUUGAAUGUCUUGUUGUUACAACAUUUCCCACUUCCUGAUUGCUACAGUCUGCUCUUUGAAUCGUCUUCCCUUUCAUUCAAAAGGGGGAUGUUUUAAUCUGUAAAAGGAGAACAGCUUCAUUUUGACUGAAAAUCCACGCUGCUUCGGCCCUGAGGGGAAUUAGAUGUUUUUAAAAUUAUGGCUGUUAACCUUUUUCAAAUAUACUGUUAAUGAUUAAAGCAGGAUGGUGUCCUUUUCUUAGGGACCAGCAUUGGAGCCACAACUCUGGAUUGUGAGGAGCUGAAAUGGGAGAUGACUAAAUUGGAUGCCUCCUUUGACCAAUUUCUUUAUUUUAAGAGAACUACAGGUUGCAAAUAAGGCUAGUCUCAUUUUCACACCUGGAUUGUUUGCAGCAGGCACCGUUUUGACAACUAGGGCUUAAUUCACCCAGAAUUUAUGCUCUGUCACUAACCUUUCUGGUGAUGGCGGUACAUAGCCUUCAGUCAAAAUCACCUCAAAAAUUGUGGGCACGAUGCCCAAGGUGUUAAUGGUUCUGGACCAAAGGAUUUUUGGAAAGAUCUUAUAGAUGGAUGGAAUUGCUGUCUUUUAGGGAUGAAUUGUGCCCAGUGGGAUGGAGGGACUCAUAAUUUUUAUAUUGUAGGGGGGUCCAUUAGCCAUGUUUGUUUUUCCUGGCAUCUACAAUAAUCCUCGCUCUAAAUAUUUACAUUUUUCUAUAGCUAUUUGAACUGCUUUUACCCCCAUGAAAGCUUAAAAAGAACCUUAGGGCUUAAUCUGCUUUUCAUUCAGAAAGCAGAGAAUCUGAGGUACACAUCUAAUUAUGCUUAGAUCAGAUCAAGAGGAAGUUGUGAUCCAAUCAUGCUUAUUAAGGAAAGAGUUGCUGAACUACUUUCCUAUGUUUUCCUGGUGGCCUCCGAUGCGAGUUCUAUCAAGAUUGAUCGUAAUUUGCUUUUUGAGAUCAAUUAAGGUGGAGCAUUAGCUGCUACUUUGUUACGGGGGCAAAGUUAGUUUGUUUUAACGAUGGACUGUUGCCCACGUUUCCUUUGAAAAUUAGUUACCAGAACAACUGAAAAUAUUUGUCCCUUCCAAGGGGAGUUAGUAUUGUAUGUAAAAUUAUGUGCUUAUAAUAGUGAUAAUUUAUUUAUAAAUACUGUAAAUGUACUGUGUAUAGUUUCAGGCCUGAGGAAAAUGGUUGAAUGUCAUAGUCAUUUUAAUUUAU
This is a messenger RNA of Protobothrops mucrosquamatus (brown spotted pit viper), 2448 nucleotides long. RefSeq names its product beta-1,3-galactosyltransferase 6 (gene B3GALT6). Lineage: Eukaryota; Metazoa; Chordata; Lepidosauria; Squamata; Viperidae. Gene Ontology annotation, biological process: glycosaminoglycan biosynthetic process. The transcript has a single exon. Gene Ontology annotation, cellular component: membrane. The coding region runs from base 1 to 1038 and encodes 345 amino acids. The record is from RefSeq and is a predicted model, not a curated record. Gene Ontology annotation, molecular function: UDP-galactosyltransferase activity.